Sphenostylis stenocarpa is the source of this 312-nucleotide messenger RNA. The record is from the annotation of a GenBank genome assembly. NCBI's taxonomy places the organism in Eukaryota, Viridiplantae, Streptophyta, Magnoliopsida, Fabales, Fabaceae.
AUGUGGGGUGAAGAUUUUGUCUCCUUCGUAUCUGAGAAAGUGUUGGCUGUUGCUUGCGAUGUUUCUGUUGAGAACUUGGGAGUUAAAGACAUAAAGCUGAGGGAAAAUUUGUGGGAAGAGACAGACAUCAUAGUAAAUGCUGCUGCUACGACCAAGUUUAAUGAGAGAUUGGAUGUUGCAAUAGGGAUUAAUACAAUGGGAGCUCUUAAUGUUCUGAACUUCGCCAAGAACUGUAGUAAAUUACAAAUUCUUCUCCAUAUUUCUACUGGUACACAACUAUGCAUGGAUACUAUACAAUUCGUAUUCGGUUAA